This is a messenger RNA of Drosophila kikkawai, 2066 nucleotides long. It is a transcript of the gene nom, whose product is annotated as numerous disordered muscles. Gene Ontology annotation, cellular component: nucleus. The record is from RefSeq and is a predicted model, not a curated record. NCBI's taxonomy places the organism in Eukaryota, Metazoa, Arthropoda, Insecta, Diptera, Drosophilidae. Gene Ontology annotation, molecular function: zinc ion binding.
GAAUGGACAUUAAUCCCACCUUUACUUUGUUUGUACAUAAUUUGUUUGUUUUUCACUAAGAAGACAAAAUGUUGAUAAAUGUGUGUAGGGUUUGCGGUAAAAGUACUCUGUGCCCCAAAGCCCUGGACCUCUUCAAGGUGGAUAAUCAGAAAAUACUGCGGCGCUUCUAUGUGAUCACCGGCAUUCGAUUGCAGCCAAUUCCUGGUGCUCCGGACAUGGUGUGCUUCUGCUGUCAGACGGACCUCGAUUCGGCCAUACUUUUUCGAAAGCAUUGCAUCCUGGAGCAGAAAAAAUGGGUGCCAUUAAAAAAGGAGACGGAGGCGGAGGAGGAGAACCUUAAAGCGGAGGUGGAGAACCUGAAGGCGGAAGAGGCCCUAAAGGCAGAUCAAGAGGAAAAGGAGGAAGAUACAGCAACUACUCCGAAGAGGCCCGGCCGACGUCGAGGUCCUGUGGAACCAUUGCACACAGUGGACAUUGUCGUACAACUUCCGGAAAGUUCAGUCGUCGAGGAAUCCACAGGUGGCGCUAACGACGUUGAAACCGAGCAGCUUGCGGAGAUUCCACAGAAUGAGGAAGGCGAAAGGGAUCCAGAGUACUCUAUUCCUUCCAAGCUUCAAGUCCAUAAGUGCGCCACCUGCGGCAUUGUGAAGAAGAACAAGGCAUCUAUAGUGCGCCACGAAUAUACGCACAAAGGCGAGAAACCAUUUCCGUGCAAGGAAUGUCCGAAGCGUUUUCUGUCCGGAAACGAGCUGCGUGCCCACAAUCUCAGCCACCACACCCAGGAGCCGCCGUUUCCCUGCCGCUACUGCGACCGUCGCUACUUCUCCGUGGUUGGCCGGAAGAAGCACGAACGGAUCCACACCAACGAACGGCCAUUUGUAUGCGAUCAAUGCGGUAAGGCCUUCACCCGGCCCUGCGUCCUGAGGGCCCACAUGCAGACGCACACGGGCCAUAGGAUGUUUCGCUGCGAUAUAUGCGAUCGAUCCUUCACCCUGAAGAAACACCUGGUCACUCACUACAUAUCGAACACUCACAAACGGAAUGCCGAAAUGGCAGAGGCGGAACCGCCAGAAGAGGAUACCUUUGAGGCUGACCUCAUGAACAGUGAUAACUUUCCUGAUAACUUUAAUUUUUCUACCCAAGAAGAUUUGGAACAAGCUCAAAUUGAUCUCUUAUGUGUAGACGCUAAUAUCAGCUCAGUGUCUCUUUAGAUGUCAGCUUGGAGGCGGAAGAGAGUCAUUUCGGUAAGUGUGCCAUCACAAAAUGGAUUAGGCUGCAGCAGAAACCAAAGUCAACAUUGAAUCUGAUUAAAAUUGUAACCAAUAUUUGAUCAAAGACAUCACUCAAAUGAGAAUCUUAUACAGCGCACCUUUGAAAUCAUUAUCUAAAAUGCUGAAACCAAAUAACUCAGGCCUUUUAGGGUUUUGAACAAAACAUAAACAGUAUUCCAUAAUUAAUUGAUUAUUAAUGUGAACAAAACUUGCCAUAUUUGCAACAAUUGUCUUGCAGUUGUUAGGUUAAAAAAACAGAAAACCAAUUUCUUACAAUAUAUUUCCAGUGAAACUAAAAAAAUUCAGGCGUAAAAUCUAAUAACGAAGCCAUAAAUAUAUUUUUAUCUAACCAAAGAUUUAAAAAACAAAUCGACCUAUCAAAGUACCGCCGUGCCUAUUAACAUUUAUUUUAAUUAGUUUUAAAAAGAGUUCGUAUAAUUUAAUCUGUUCUCGAAAUUUUUGCAAUAUGAACAUUAAGUGCCAUCAAAAAUUUAACAAACUGACGAAUCUGUGAUUCGUUUCUUUAUCGUUUUCGUUGUUUUAGUAAAUCAACUCAAAUAUUAAAGAAAUACAAAUAAUAUGUUUACUGACCUUGUGUUGUAAGAUUUUAAUCUUGUAAUUUGUCCUGAUCGUUGAAAUCUCACCCCAAUAUUUGUUAUUUUAUUUUGGAUAAAUCUCAAUGUACGCUUUGCAAUUAUAACUCUAAGAAUUUAUGUAUAUUCCCUAAGUUGUGCCUUUUAUAAACAGAUAAUUUCUGGAUAAACCUAUUGCCUUGAUUUUCAAAUAAAUAUCCAC